Haliotis rufescens (red abalone) is the source of this 7580-nucleotide messenger RNA. RefSeq names its product multiple epidermal growth factor-like domains protein 6. Gene Ontology annotation, molecular function: scavenger receptor activity. The record is from RefSeq and is a predicted model, not a curated record. Bases 22 to 5280 code for a protein of 1752 amino acids. The transcript is spliced from 35 exons. Lineage: Eukaryota; Metazoa; Mollusca; Gastropoda; Lepetellida; Haliotidae.
CUUGUGUUCAGUCAGUCAGACAUGGCGCCGCCAGUUUGCACGCUCUGUCUUUUACUUCUACAUGCAGUGUUUAUAUGCCUGAUCCAGCAAGGUUCAUCAUCACGUGAGUGUCACUGCACAAGCGGAUGUGACGUCAACUUCCGGUGCACUGGCGGCUGUCUCCAGGGCUGGUCAGGCCCCACGUGUCAGAUCCGGAACCUAGCUCUGAACAAACCAACACAACAAAGCAGCACUGUCAAUGACUGUCAGUGGGCGAGUACAGCCGCCCAGAAAGACGUGUGUGGGAACAAGACUUCCUCCCUGGCUGUGGACGGUGUGACCAGCAGCAGGUACUGGUCAGGGAAAUGCACACACACCGCGACAAACCGGACAUCUGCCUGGUGGACAGUGGACCUGGGAGAGACACACCUCAUCACCAAUCUCACAAUAUUCUUUUCAAAUCCAAUCGAGCACAAACGAAUGAGAGGUUUCUUGGUCGAUGUAGACGACCACCUCUGCCAUCAACACAGCCAGUCCCACCUUCCCCGCUCCCCUGUCAGCAUCAGCUGUGACACCCCUACACGUGGACAACGUGUCACUGUUCGUCUGCCAACACUGGCUGGCUCGGAGUACAUUCUCAAUCUGUGUGAAGUGGAAAUAUAUGAGUGUGUUGACGGGAGUUUCGGGUCUGGCUGUAGUUCCUGGUGUUCCUGUAGGAACACAUCUGAGGUGUGUGACAAAGCCACUGGACACUGUGAGAGUGGGUGUGCUGACGGGAGUUUCGGGCCUGACUGUAGUUCCUGGUGUUCCUGUAGGAACACAUCUGAGGUGUGUGACAAAGCCACUGGACACUGUGAGAGUGGGUGUACUGACGGGAGUUUCGGACCUGGCUGUAGUUCCUGGUGUUCCUGUAGGAACAAAUCUGAGGUGUGUGACAAAGCCACUGGACACUGUGAGAGUGGGUGUGCUGACGGGAGUUUCGGACCUGGCUGUAGUUCCUGGUGUUUCUGUAGGAACACAUCUGAGGUGUGUGACAAAGCCACUGGACACUGUGAUAGUGGGUGCCGUGAUGGAUAUGCUGGGACUGGAUGUCAGGAAACUUGUGCCCCGGGACGCUAUGGCCAGACAUGCAUGGAGACGUGUGGACAUUGUGAUGGAGGUGAUCAGAACUGUAACGAGGUAGAUGGGCGCUGUACCCGUGGCUGUCAGGACAAGUGGAGUGGAACAUUGUGUAAAGAGUGCAGUAACUUCUGGUUUGGUGGCCGAUGUGACAUGAGGUGUAAAUGUAAGGAUCGUUAUGAAGUUUGUGUCAAGAAGACAGGUCAGUGUGUCUCUGGGUGUGAAGAUGGACGGACAGGACUGGACUGUCAAACACCAUGUCCCAGAGGACGCUAUGGCUUCCAGUGUGGAGGUGUGUGUGGCCAGUGUAAGGGAGGUAACCAAAGAUGCAAUAGAACAGACGGGAGCUGUGAGAAGGGUUGUAAAGAGAAGUGGCAGGGAGAUCGGUGUGACGUAUGCGAGGCCGGCAGUUACGGCCUGAGGUGUGAAGGGCGGUGUGGUCAGUGUGCAGGUGGUCACAAGAACUGCAGUCCCUACAACGGCUCCUGUCACCUUGGUUGUGAGGGCAACUGGAGAGGAAGUCGUUGUGGAGAGUGUACGGACCGUUUCUAUGGGGCUCAGUGCAACUCUAGGUGUGGCCAGUGUCGUGGUAACGCCAUCUGCAGCAAAACGUCAGGCGAAUGCCCGGAUGGAUGUGAACCAGGAUGGCAAGGGAUGACAUGUCACCAAGAAUGUGACGAAGGCAGAUAUGGUGCCGGGUGUUCUGAGACUUGUGGUCAGUGUGCAGGGAAGUGCAGCCCUGUAAACGGAACAUGUGAUCAGCAGGGUUGCAGUGAUGGGUGGAUGGGGCAGAGAUGUGACGAAGCAUGUACAGACGGUACCUUUGGUCUAAACUGCGGACAACCCUGUGGUCAGUGUCUGGCUGGACAUGUGUGUGGCAAGGUGACAGGACAGUGUCCGGGUUCGAGGUGUGAGAGAGGAUGGAUGGGACUUCAAUGUGGAACAGCCUGCAACGACACUGGCCUCUACGGCUACAACUGCAACGAGACAUGUGGGAUGUGUCUCGGGGAGGACUGCCACCCCAUCACAGGAGAGUGUUCCCGAGGGUGCAGGCCCAAGUAUGUUGGACCGACGUGUCAUCUGAGAGAAUGUGACGAAGGCAGAUAUGGUGCCGGGUGUUCUGAGACUUGUGGUCAGUGUGCAGGGAAGUGCAGCCCUGUAAACGGAACAUGUGAUCAGGAGGGUUGCAGUGAUGGGUGGAUGGGGCAGAGAUGUGACGAAGCAUGUACAGACGGUACCUUUGGUCUAAACUGCGGACAACGCUGUGGUCAGUGUCUGGCUGGACAUGUGUGUGGCAAGGUGACAGGACAGUGUCCGGGUUCGAGGUGUGAGAGAGGAUGGAUGGGACUUCAAUGUGGAACAGCCUGCAACGACACUGGCCUCUACGGCUACAACUGCAACGAGACAUGUGGGAUGUGUCUCGGGGAGGACUGCCACCCCAUCACAGGAGAGUGUUCCCGAGGGUGCAGGCCCAAGUAUGUUGGACCGACGUGUCAUCUGAGAGAAUGUGACGAAGGCAGAUAUGGUGACGGGUGUUCUGAGAUUUGUGGUCAGUGUGCAGGGAAGUGCAGCCCUGUUACCGGAACAUGUGAUCAGGAGGGUUGCAGUGAUGGGUGGAUGGGGCAGAGAUGUGACGAAGCGUGUCAGGACGGGACCUACGGCUUCAACUGUACAUCCAGGUGUGGGAGAUGUCAGGGAGGAGUGCCAUGUGACAAGAUAGGAGGAUACUGUGCCAAGUGUGAUCCAGGAUUCACGACCCCGCUCUGUAAACAGUGCAGUAACUUCUGGUUUGGUGGCCAAUGUGACAUGAAGUGUAAAUGUAAGGAUACUUAUGAAGCGUGUGACAAGAAGACAGGUCAGUGUGUCUCUGGGUGUGAAGAUGGAUGGACAGGACUGGACUGUCAAACACGAUGUUCCAGAGGACGCUAUGGCUUCCAGUGUGGAGGUGUGUGUGGCCAGUGUAAGGGAGGUAACCCCAGAUGCAAUAGAACAGACGGGAGAUGUAAGACCGGUUGUAAAGAGAAGUGGCAGGGAGAUCGGUGUGACGAGUGCAGAGAUGGUCACUUCGGAGUCGACUGUACCCAGUCCUGUCUCUGCCUGAAUGUAACGGAGAUCUGUGACAAGACCACGGGGGAGUGCAGGAGCGGCUGUGAGGCAGGCAGAACAGGGAGGGGCUGUCAGCGAUUAUGCGAGUCCGGCAGUUACGGCCUGAAGUGUGAAGGGCGGUGUGGUCAGUGUGCAGGUGGUCACAAGAACUGCAGUCCCUACAACGGCUCCUGUCACCUUGGUUGUGAGGGCAACUGGGGAGGAAGUCGUUGUGGAGAGUGUACGGACCGUUUCUAUGGGGCUCAGUGCAACUCUAGCUGUGGCCAGUGUCGUGGUAGCGCCAUCUGCAGCAAAACGUCAGGCGACUGCCCGGAUGGAUGUGAACCAGGAUGGCAAGGGAUGACAUGUCACCAAGAAUGUGACGAAGGCAGAUAUGGUGCCGGGUGUUCUGAGACUUGUGACCAGUGUGCAGGGAAGUGCAGCCCUGUUGCCGGAACAUGUGAUCAGGAGGGUUGCAGUGAUGGGUGGAUGGGGCAGAGAUGUGACGUAGCGUGUCAGGACGGGACCUACGGCUUCAACUGUACAUCCAGGUGUGGGAGAUGUCAGGGAGGAGUGCCAUGUGACAAGAUAGGAGGAGAGUGUGCCAAGUGUGAUCCAGGAUUCAUGACCCUGCUCUGUAAACAGUGCAGUAACUUCUGGUUUGGUGGCCGAUGUGACAUGAAGUGUAAAUGUAAGGAUCCUGAUGAAGUUUGUGUCAAGAAGACAGGUCAAUGUGUCUCUGGGUGUGAAGACGGAUGGACAGGACUGGACUGUCAAACACCAUGUCCUAGAGGACGCUAUGGCUUCCAGUGUGGAGAUGUGUGUGGCCAGUGUAAGGGAGGUAACCCCAGAUGCAAUAGAACAGACGGGAGAUGUAGGACCGGUUGUAAAGAGAAGUGGCAGGGAGAUCGGUGUGACGAGUGCAGAGAUGGUCACUUCGGAGUCGACUGUACCCAGUCCUGUCUCUGCCUGACUGUGACGGAGAUCUGUGACAAGACCACGGGGGAGUGCAGGAGCGGCUGUGAGGCAGGCAGAACAGGGAGGGGCUGUCAGCGAUUAUGCGAGUCCGGCAGUUACGGCCUGAAGUGUGAAGGGCGGUGUGGUCAGUGUGCAGGUGGUCACAAGAACUGCAGUCCCUACAACGGCUCCUGUCACCUUGGUUGUGAGGGCAACUGGGGAGGAAGUCGUUGUGGAGAGUGUACGGACCGUUUCUAUGGGGCUCAGUGCAACUCUAGAUGUGGCCAGUGUCGUGGUAACGCCAUCUGCAGCAAAACAUCAGGCGACUGCCUGGAUGGAUGUGAACCAGGAUGGCAAGGGAUGACAUGUCACCAAGAAUGUGACGAAGGCAGAUAUGGUGACGGGUGUUCUGAGACUUGUGGUCAGUGUGCAGGGAAGUGCAGCCCUGUUACCGGAACAUGUGAUCAGGAGGGUUGCAGUGAUGGUUGGAUGGGGCAGAGAUGUGACGAAGCAUGUACAGACGGUACCUUUGGUCUUAACUGCGGACAACCCUGUGGUCAGUGUCUGGCUGGACAUGUGUGUGACAAGGUGACAGGACAAUGUCCGGGUUCGAGGUGUGAGAGAGGAUGGAUGGGACGUCAAUGUGGAACAGCCUGCAACGGCACUGGCUUCUACGGCUACAACUGCAACGAGACAUGUGGGAUGUGUCUCGGGGAGGACUGCCACCCCAUCACAGGAGAGUGUCCACUUGGGUGCAGACCAAAGUAUGUGGGUGCGACGUAUAAUCUGAAAGGUAUCAGGAAUUCUGACUCCCAACUUAUAAUUCCUGUGGUGGGAUCCUGUGUAGCAAUAAUAAUCAUCAUCAUCGCAGGAAAUGUUGCUGUAACAAUGUACAUCCUCAGGAGGCGUAGAGUCAGACAAGGGGAGACAACUCUGGGUGAUCUUGAAUGCGUCAGUCUCGGCAGACUAGGGGAAGGACAGAAGGAAGGAGCGGACGUGGACGUGACACCUCCAAUCUACCAGAACACCGCGACGGGCAUAUACGAGGACCUGGACAUCACACCAGACCACAUCUAUGAAGAUCCUGCCACCAUCGGUGGAUCACUGGCUGAAACACCCGCACUUAACAUUACGAAAUAGACGUGCAUGUGUAUUAAUACCGGCAUAGAACAGUAACCAUUCGACUUCAACACAAAACGGGGCGGUCAGGUAGCCUAGUGGUUAAAGCGUUCGCUCGUCACGCCGAAGACCCGGGUUCGAUUCCCGACAUGGGUACAAUGUGUGAAGCCCAUUUCUGGUGUCCCCCGCCGUGAUAUUGCUGGAAUAUUGCUAAAAGCGGCGUAAAACCAUACUCACUCACUCACUUCAACACAAAACGAAUUACCACCUUAAUAUGAAUAUGACACCUUUUGUUACAAAGCACGACGAAAACAAGCUUGUGACAAACCGGGGGAUCUCACGGACACACGCAUACACACACACGCACGCACGCACUCACACACACACGCACGCACGCACGCACGCACGCACGCACACAUACUCAAACAUGUACAUUAUACACUUAUGUACGUCACUAUAUUAGUGCUAUAUUGAACGCGACGUUAAACCCCAUUUCACCUCUCCCCCUUGUCCUCCUUAACGUAGAUUGUCUUGGCGCUGAGAUCCCGAUCUAUUGGAUACUGGGACCGAUCUAUGAUGAAAAUUUCAGGCACCCAGCUACCUCCAGGCCGCCGUGUUGAAGCAGAAAUAUUGCUGACUGUGGCAAUGAACAACACCUACAUGUAUAUAUAUUUUCUCUCAUUGCUUAUUCUUAUUGCAUUAAGCACGUGAAGCUUUCCUCGAUUGUUGUCAACAGACUGCUUCUAGCGAAUAAGAUCUAGGCUUGUGGUGGCAGUCAUCCCGAGUGUAUCUUGCUAAUAUAUGCAAUUUAUUGGUUCUAUUCUAUUUGUAAAAAAGAUGAUACUUGUUUUACACUGCCUGGCUCUGCGCAUUGAGGGACUGGUCUGGUCGGCUCGGAGUCGGUAUACUGUGUGUGAGUGGGGUAUUCAUGUUAAACUGCGGCAUGGUAUCUCAAUAAGGUAACACUAGAAAGCCAGCAUUAGUCCGGACUAUUACAAGCAAACAACCACACACACAUUUUAGGAGUCCGACUUAAAAUAACACCUUUUAAACCUCAGUAUUAUCGGAUUCGGGUUAGAAGAGCCUUCAGCAAACCAUGCUUGUCGUAAGAGGCGACUAACGGGAUCGGGUGGUCAGGCUCGGUGACUUGGUUAAUGCAUGUCGUCGUGUUCCAAUAGCGUGCACCGAUACUCAUGAUAUCAAUCACUGGACUGUCUGGUCCAGACUCGAUUAUUUACAGACCGCCUUCAUACAGCUGGAAUAUUGCUGAGGGCAGCGUUAAACAACAAACAAACAAAUAGGAGAGGGAAGGUAAUUCAAAGCUGUCACAUAGCUUUACAUCCACGAGUCAUACUUUAACGCAAUCACUGGUAUUAGCAAGGCAAAACUACAUAUCCUACAUUAAUAGUGUAUCAGCAAAGAAUGUGGAAUUCUGGGUGUAUUUAGACGCACCCAAUAUGAAAAGCAUGCUCAAUAAUCAUAUUAUCAUAAUCAUCUUUUGUGGGUAGUUGUUUGAUCAUACAAAGGUAGAUAACUCCUGUUGGCCAGAUUGCAGAUGCAUGCCGUUGUGUAUGACGUCAGAGAAUAAACGUAUCCAUUGAUGUAGGAAUUGACACAAUGGAAAUGCUUUUCAAACAUGACAAUAAUAAUAAAUGAUUCUAACCGUAGCCAUUGAUCUUUAAUUUUAUUAAGCUCUUGGUUCAUAUAUCAAGGCAAGAUCGGGUUUAUUCUGUCACUAAUAUCUGCAGUCAAAUUAAUACAGCACAUCCUUUAAGUAAAAAGACCAUGUGCACGAACUGAAUUGUCGCCUAAUGUUGCAACAGAUAGGCUAGGAAUGUCAUCAACAAACUCCGCCAAUGUUCCCCGUUCAUUAUGUACAUUUAUAUAUAUUUGUAUGAGGCAUUUGUAACGUGUUUCUCGAACAUUUUUGUCGUCAUUUUCCCUUUCAGCAAUUAUGUUGCAUGAAGUUUAAUUCUUUGUGUAUUUGUUUUGUUUUCACUCAUUUCUCUGCCCGUUUACAUAAUUUGUUUAUUGUGUUUGCUUUGACCAUAACUUUGUAAUUCUUUUGUUGUAUGUUCUGUAGUAUUUAAUGCAUUAUUGUUAUAUAGGACUGUCGAUGCUUUGCCCAAUUGCAAAUUGUUUCAUUUAUGGUAAAAGACAUGAUUUUUCUCCUCAUAUUUUCAAUGAUAACAGUUUUCAAACGCUUAUAUGUCUUUUUCGUUGUGCAUUCUAAUUGAUAACUAUCCAUAUUGAUUGAAAGUUACUUGUAUUAUCUGUAUACGUUCACUUUCGUACAAAAGAAAAUAAAUUUCCAGAAAAUG